Molecule: messenger RNA, 1179 nt
Organism: Medioppia subpectinata
Lineage: Eukaryota; Metazoa; Arthropoda; Arachnida; Sarcoptiformes; Oppiidae
Source: the annotation of a GenBank genome assembly
AUGGCCCCGUUUAUGAACGCGGCACUCGAGCGCCAGAACCCGUCGGCCAAUCGGCCGCAGGUCACCGACGCCGGGAGUUCACCAAAUUAUAAAUACCCGUUUGCUUUCUCGCGCACUACAUAUUAUAGCGGUGGUUGGGUGCGACAGGUAAACGUAAACGAUUUUGCUAUUGCAGCCACAGUGGCCGGGGUACAAAUGAAAUUGAUUAGAGGUGGUAUAAGGGAGCUGCACUUUCACGUUAGCUCCGAGUGGGCCUAUGUGAUCCAGGGCACUUGUCGUAUAACGGCCGUUGAUGAUCAAGCUAGAUUUUUUGUGGAGGAUGUGAGUGCAGGCGAUGUGUGGCUGUUUCCCGUGGGUAUACCACACUCCAUACAGGGCUUAGGCAGUGACGGGUGCUUUUUUCUAUUGGCGUUUAACGAUGGUCAGUUUGAUGAUUUACAAACGUUCCAACUCACCGAUUGGCUGCGACACGUGCCGCUAGACGUGUUGGCUAAAAACUUUCAAGUAAGACCGGAAACGUUUGACAACCUACCGCAGGACAAGCUGUAUAUAUUCGCCAGUGAACUGCCCCGACCUCUAGCCCAGGAGAAAGAGAUGGCGGCGGAGGGCACGGGUGAAGUGCCCCAAACGUACGCCUACUUCGCGUCGACCCAACCGGCGAACGCCACCCGAUGGGGCGGUACGGCUAAGAUCAUCGACAAAAACAACUUCCCGGUGACCACAAUCGCGGCGGCCAUUAUUACGCUCAAACCGGGCGCACUCCGGGAACUACACUGGCAUCCAAACGCCGACGAAUGGAACUACUGUGUGACAGGCAAAGGCCGUAUGGGUAUAUUCAACGCCGACCUGAGCGCCACUACGGUUGACAUCGAGGCCGGAGACGUGGGUUACGUACCGAAGAUAACGCCUCAUUAUGUGGAAAACACCGGUACAAACGACUUGGUGUUUUUAGAGGUGUUUCCCACCGACAUUUACCAGGGCGUAUCGCUGGCCACGUGGUUGGCGCACACCCCUACCCGACUGGUUAACGAGCACCUAAACACUGGCGAGCGAUUUUUGGCCGAUAUUCCCAAAACAAAGGCACUGAUACGACCCUGGAAUCGAACGUGGUAUCCCAGUUACAGCAUUAAUAAGCAAUCAGUGUCGCAAUUUGGAUCUGAGCAAGAUCAAAAUAAAUAG